GCUUCCAGUGAGUCCUGCUGCUGCUGCUGCUUUUAUUCUUCAUCACAACAAGAUGACAUUCGUCCUUUUUACUUUGUUCCUUUGUGGAUUCAUCCUGGAAAUCAAUGCAGGACGUGGUUUUCAAAAACUGAAAACAGAACCUAGGUCAUUCCCACCAAUAAGAUCCAUUGUGGCAUGUGAGGAAUCAAUGGCUGGAUUAGUGUGUGAAACUGGGUCUAUAACUGUGACCAGUGCUAAAUAUGGACGCAGCGAUCAGACGACUUGCUCCAAUGGGAUACCUUACGACCAGACAAUGGAUACUGAUUGUACUACAAGGGCAGAUUUAGUGUUUGAGAGAUGCAACGGGAAAUCGAUGUGCCUUGUCUUAGCCAGGAGCUCUCUGUUCAGAGAUCCCUGUGUCGGGACCUACAAGUACCUGGAGGUGAAAUAUGUUUGUGAAGAACCUAGGCCGUCCCCAACAAUAAGAUCCAUUGUGGCAUGUGAGGAAUCAAUGGCUGGACUAGUAUGUGAAACUGGGUCUAUAACUGUGACCAGUGCCAAAUAUGGACGCAGUGAUCGGACGACUUGCUCCGAUGGGAUACCUGACAACCAGACAGACGAUACUGACUGCAAAAAGGAAAUAUAUGAAGUUGGUAGGAGAUGCAACGGGAAAUCGGCGUGCGCUAUCUUUGCCAGUACCUCUGUUUUCAGAGAUCCCUGUGUUGGGACCUACAAGUACCUGGAGGUGAAAUAUUUUUGCCAAUAGCCGUUUUAAAAUAAUCGGCCCUGAAGCGACCAUCCGAUCUGCUGCACUGAGGAUGAAAUGCAUCAUAAUCAGUAACAUCUACAGACGUUGUGAUCCACUCAUGUGCAGCUUCAUCUCUCUUCAGUGUCUUUCAGUUUUCUUAGCAUUUUAUUUGUUUUUCUUCUCCAAUCUUCAUCCUUUUUGAUUUUAUUUCAACUUUUCC
Poecilia reticulata (guppy) is the source of this 947-nucleotide messenger RNA. The record is from RefSeq and is a predicted model, not a curated record. Lineage: Eukaryota; Metazoa; Chordata; Actinopteri; Cyprinodontiformes; Poeciliidae.